AUGUGUACAAGAGUAUCGAACAAGCCGAAAGUAACACUGGCCGAUCUCAUACAAGCGGCCAUAUGUAAAUUACAAGAGAAAAAUGGUGUGACAGCAUGCGAAAUCGGUGAAUUCAUUGCAAAGAAAAGAUGUUGCAGCGUCGAACAAUUGUUACCGUAUAUAAAAAGCAUACUUUGCAAUGCUGUCGUAGAAGGGAUACUAUGCGAAAAAAACGAUUGUUAUCGUAUAGCUAAACAAUAUGACGAUCCUCAACCAUCGUGCGAUCGCGAAGAAGAAGUUUCCAUUUGCGACGAAGAAAGCGUAGACGAAUCGUGCGAUUUCUCUGACGAUGAUCACAAUAGGAAAUUAGGUGUCGAUCCUUGCAGGUGUCUUAAUUUAUCAAGGGAAUGCCUGAGCGAAGAAGAAGAAUAUAGAUGCGGUCAAUGUCCACCCAAAUGUCCAAAAAAGAAGAAAUGCAAAAUCAACACAUCCAAACUCAUAUUAUUAGCCAUAAACGACGUAUGUAAAAAUGAUGGUAUAUCAAUAAGGGAAGUCGUUGGUAAAAUAUGCCAAAAUGGAAAACUCAAAGAAAAUGAUGUUAAAAAAGACGUGAAACGAUUUUUCGACAAAGCCGUACAAAAAGGUUUACUAACAAAAACAAACGGAUUGUACAAAAUAAGAAAGGGUAGUAGCAACAACAACAAAAACAAUAAUAACGAAAACAAUAAUUUUAUCGAAAUGUCUGCUAAAAAUCCGGCGGAAGAUGCUAAUUUUACUACAUUAAACUGUCGCACGAGUCGUUUGAGUUUUCCAGAUGAUGAUGGACAAGUUAUUUACUACAGACCUAAAUCAUGUUUGUACGAAGAUGACGAAGAUGAAGAUGACGAUGAUUUUUUUAGCGAUGACGAUGAAGACGUGGAUUAUUUUUCCGAUGAUUCUCUAAGAAAAGAUUCGAUAACGACGAUAAAGAAAAGUCAUAAAAGAAAAAUGGCAUCCACGGAAACUGUUCACCAAUAUAAAUUCUCUAAAAAAGAUUAUGGGAGUCACAGCGAUACUCAUUGCAACCGGAAACAAACGAGAACGUUACCGGAUGUCGACUACGAAAAACAUAGAAAAGGUGCUUGUGACGAUCCGCGCAAAACGAAUGAUCCCUCUCAACAAGAUGAUGAUCCGUGUAAGAAAAAAGAUCCCUGUCAAAAGGAAGAUCCGUGUAAGAAAAAAGAGAUUUGUCAAAAGGAGGAUCCUUGUAAGAAAAAAGAACCCUCUCUAAAGGAGGAUCCCAGUAAGAAAAAAGAGAUUUGUCAAAAGGAAGAGGCUUGUAAGAAAAAGGAUCCCUGUCUAAAGGAGGAUCCGUGCAAGAAAAACAAUUCGAAUCAGAAAAAAAGUAUGCAUAAGAAAAAGGUCGGGUCUCAAAGGAAAAAAGAUUCCGGUCAAAGAGAUGAUUCGUGUAAGAAAUACAAUUCGAAUCAGAAAAAAAGUGUGCAGAAGAAAAAGGUCGGGUCUCAAAGGAAAAAAGAUUCCGGUCAAAGAGAUGAUCAGUAUAAGAAAAGAGAUUCCGGUCAGAGAAAUGAUCCCUGUCAAAAAGACGACCCUUGUAAAAAGAGAGAUUCAUAUAGGAAAAGUACUCAGCGGAGAAAGAAAGACAGCAGAGAGCAAGAGUACCCGAAGGAAAAGAAUUUCACGAGUGCAGAAUUACGCGGCAAAAAUGGUAAUGAUGAAUGCAACAAUGAUAAUGGAAACGAUGACAGUAACAAUGAUAACGGAUAUUAUGAAUGCAUUAAUAGUGGCAUGGGUAUUGAUAAUAAUAAUAGAAGCGACGAGAGCGAUAACGGCGAUAAUGGUACAGUUAACGGCAGGGGGAGCAACAACAAUGACGAUGACAACAAUUGUCCACCGAAUUGCGAGGAUAUGUACUUCAUGAAUGAAUUAACCCAAGACGAAUGUCAAUUGGAAUACAUAGACGAUGGUAACUAUGAACCCAUGGAAGAAGAUGGUUACAUUUCUCAAGAUCAGGAUUCGAAUCCGAACGUUUUAGAAGACGAAAACGACGAUAUGAAAAAUUGUGAAAUAACCGGAUACGACCUACUCGAUUCCGAACCGGAUGACGACGAAGAAUUUUUGGAACUAGAAAAACAAGAUGAUGAUAAUUAUUUUAUAGACACCAGUGACUGCGACCAAGGCGUUAACAAUUUAGAAAAAGUCAGCGUUUGUCAAAAAGGUGAACAAAUAACAGAAGUUAAGAGAAAGAAACAAGACAAAUAUUCCGUUGAUACUGUCAAAGAACAAGGUUAUCAGAAAAUUGGAAAUGACGAGUAUUUAACAGCCGAUAACCCUGAUAACAAAGACAUUUCAACGAAAAUAAUAAACAAAAGUAAAAUGAACGAUUGUCCAAAAACGACGACGAUACACCAAAAUCAAAUCCAAAACGAAAACGCGGAGGGUAAUAAAAAUCAAACCGCGAACGUGGCAACCCUCGAAACGAAUUGUUCGAAAAUAAACGCGGGUCUUAAGAACAAGGAAAGCAUACGUUCGGACAACAUCAUACAAAACAUUAAAAAAUCAGAUAAGAACAUGAUAACACCGUGCAAGAACUGCGACGAAUUUUCCGACAAGAAGAAAAAAGAUGGUAAUAAAUUAAAUGAUAAGAGUUCGGUUAAAAACGACAAGAAAACCGUCGAGAAAGGUUUCGACGGUGAUGGUAAAAGAGAUGGAAAGAAAAAUAAAAUACCGCAAGUUACGAAAGCUAGAUAUCAACUUUAUGCCAAUGUCGAGGGAGGGGAUAAUUUCCAGUAUGGAAGUCCAAAAAAGAAAAAAAACGAAAUUUCGAAAUCCAAUAGGAAUUGCAACAACAACAACAACAACAACAGCACGGGUAGAAGAAACAUAAAAGAACUUGAAAAAAUAUACAAUGAAAAAAUUUGUUUUUGGAGUGUUAUUUAG
Pediculus humanus corporis (human body louse) is the source of this 2919-nucleotide messenger RNA. Its product is annotated as RNA polymerase-associated protein LEO1, putative. Lineage: Eukaryota; Metazoa; Arthropoda; Insecta; Psocodea; Pediculidae. The record is from RefSeq and is a predicted model, not a curated record. Bases 1 to 2919 code for a protein of 972 amino acids. The transcript is spliced from 7 exons.